Durusdinium trenchii is the source of this 4065-nucleotide messenger RNA. The record is from the annotation of a GenBank genome assembly. NCBI's taxonomy places the organism in Eukaryota, Dinophyceae, Suessiales, Symbiodiniaceae.
AUGGCCCCCCGUCCAUUCCGGGGGCGGCCCGGGUCCCCGCGAACGAACGGCGGGCUUCGAGUCGGUUUCGUCCUAAGGGAAGCGAUCCAACAGCAAGGAGGCGAAUUUGUCGCGCCAACGAUCCUUCCGAAGAAGGUGCCAGAAGCAGUGGAGGCAGGCAUUAGCGCCGCGGAUGCCUUGCCUGCUACUGCGCCGUUGCAGGACCAGGUCGUUGCGGCGGCCAGCGCGGCAGGAUCUCAGGCCAUUGGCACUUCCAGUGAGACCACGGCCGAGAAGAUGGCCACGGAGGCCGCUGAGUAUGUGGCUCAUGAGAAGGGCUUGCCCAUCAGUGAGGCGCAUGCGGAAGCCCAGGGAGCUGUGAAGCAGGCAGUGGCCUCGACGGGCGGCCACUUCGUGCACCAGAGCCAACUGACCAAUCCGGGGAAGGACUGCUGGGCAGCCUGUGGCUCACAGAGUGGCUACUGCCCCAGCUUCUGCGGCCUUGGUGCUUGUUGCAACAAGAUCUCCUCCGCCACAACGCCCGAGUGUCACGGUGCUUCCAAGUCAGACCAGUACCAGUGCGUUGCUCCAGCGGCUGUCUUCCCAGGCGCCGUCCGACAGCGCCAGGGAGAUAGCAAUAGCUCCAUCCUGGUGGUGGAUGCUGGGGCACAAACAGUGGAAGAGGGCUCCGGUGGCCUUGGCAUCGGUCUUUGGAUGGUGGUGCUGGCCUUGGUGCUGGCCUGCCUGGUCUGCUGUGGAGGCUGCUGGUUCAUGUCCCGCGAGAGGAAGACCAAGGGAGCCACGCGCACCGCCGGGGUGUCUAUCUCCAAGAGCGAUGGGAGUGAUCUGGAACUUCAGGAGCCCUUCUCUGAUGAGCCCCCAGCCGCUGGCACACGCACCGUGGCCAAGGCAGUGUUACGCAGCCGCGCCGUUGGCACCCAUGAUGCCCACGCCAGUGCCAUUGACCUCCGGGUGAGGGAAGCUCAGGAGUGGGAGAAGGAGUCCAGGACCUCUGGAGUGGAGGCCUACGAAGAAGAGUUGGCCGAAGACAAGGCUUGGAGGCGUUGCGAGGUCGAGGUGAUUGGACGCCUUGGCUCACAGAUUGGGGAGGGUAUCAACGACUGGCGCCGGUUUCCGCCCAAGGUGAAACGAACCGGACAGAAUGAGCUCUUCACAUCAGUGGGCACACGGAAACGAGACGAGGAACACUCCAAUGGUAAUGUGGAUGGCACCCACCGUGGUUACAUCGCACCGCAGGUUUGUACUCGGCGAAGGUUCGGUAAGGUGGUCUUGCGGACCUGUGGUAUCGCGGAGCGCGUCCACACCGAUUCUCCCAUCUCCGGGAGAGGCCGCACCCCUGAUGCCAGCGGCACGGUCCAUGGCGCCGGCCUAUUCAGCUGUCGGCGCUUGCAUGCCCUGCCCAAGCGCGCUGGAGGACGCGCAGAGUCUGAGGCCUUCGACCGGCUGGACGUGAACCGGGACGGUGUGAUUCAACGCUCGGAAUGGGAUGAGGCCAUGCAGGACUGGCGCUCCGCCUUCUUCCAUGGCUGGGAGACCGCGCCGGGCGCGGGUGGCCUCCGGCCGAUGAUGGUGCCUUGGUUCCAGACGGAGAGGUCGCUGAUCGAGGGUCUGACCAGCCGAAGUGCUGUGAGUGCUGUGCCCAGCGAGGAGCAAGGUCCACCGGUGCGCGACGUGCGCGACGUGCGCGACGUGCGAGCGCAGCUACGUUGGAUCAAGAAGCGACGGCCGUGUAGCAUCCACACUGGGCUUCCACAAGCCAGAAGCGUGGCCUUCAUCCACCCGGCUCUAAAGGAGGCCUUCCCCGUGCGCGGUGCGGGUCUCCCGCCCGACGUGGAGCAGCAGCUGGGCGACGCGGCCCAGCGCGUCCUUCAGAGCAUCCAACGCUUCGAUCGGCUGCGGCGGGACUUGGCUUCUGCGUCAAGUUCCACCGUCGCGCGCUUGGUGGCAGGCCUCUCGCCCUUGGAGAAAGAGCUCUUAGAGGGCCGAGGUGCCUCAGCCGCCUUAGAGGAGCGCUUUCUGGCACUUCAAAGUCAAGGCAACUCAUUGCUCAAAUCGCUGCGUGAGGCCAAUGCCAGCGAUGCCAGCGAUGCCAGCGACAGCUUCUCCUUGCUGGAGACGAAGGAUGUGGAUCCGGUGGAUGAGAGGCCAGAGGCACCAGAGGAAGAGGAGGAAGAGGAGGGAGAGGAUGAGGAAGAGGAGGUCCCCCAUGGUGCCGGAGCCGAGGAGACGGAGGAGGAAGGCGGCGACCGGUCGCCCGAUGAGGACGAGGAGGAGGAGGAGGAUGAGGAUGAGGUCGACCAGGCAGAUGAGCGAGAUGAAGCGCAAGCUGAGCAGGCCACGCCGGUGGAAUCCGAAGUCACCGAGGCGGAGAAAGCCCAAGUCGAGUCCGCGGAGGGCGAUUUGGUGGCUGAUCCCGAGGAGCCCGGCGCCGAGCGCGGCGCGGAGCGCGCUACGACGUCCGAACGUUGCCGGUCUGCGCGGAAUGCGUCGGGCUACAUCCUCACAGAAGUCUCCCUCUUCCGCGCCAAUUUCAGCGUGUCGGCCGCUUGUUCCUUUGGCUUUGCGGGCAUUGCGACCACUGCUGUGUGCAGUGGCGAUGAUCGCGAGUAUGACCUGAAAGGUUGUGUGGAGACGUGCGAAGCGGCGCCCAAGUUGGGCUACAGUGUCACAGAGGGCUCCUUGGCCUUGGAGGACUUCCAGGUGGCGGCGACCUGCGAGGCGCCGGCCUAUGGCCACGCGCGGGCGCGCAGGUGCCCAGCGCCAGGAGAGCCCUACGAGCUCUCCGGAUGUAUGGACGUUCCAAGCUUCGUCCAUGCACUGGGCAGCUUGGCCUCCGAGCUCGAGCGGCACUUCGAUGCCAUGCAGGCGCUCGCCAACCUUUCGGCCCUGCCCCCCACGGCGGCCGCCGCGCGCGCGCAGCAGCGCCUCGCGGAGUUCGGCCGCGCGCCGCGCACGGCGCGGCGGGCGGAGGCCUUGAAGCGCUGGGGCGCAGCGUUCGCUCGGUGGGACAUGCGCGACCCAGAGCAUGUGGAGGAGUUUGAGGCGCUGGCGCGAGAGGUGGAAAGCUUCAAAGAAGAGCUGGAGUCCACGGCGAACCCCGCGGGGUUCGCCACCACGGCGUUCCACCCCGCGCGGCCCUCCUGCGACGCGGCGGGGCUGCAGCGGGCGCAGGCGCGGCACGACGCGGUGCUGGAGCACUUCCGGACGGUGGCGCCCAAAAUGUUGCCACGGGAAGUGGAGUCGUUGCACCGCGUCUUGCACUCCAUGGAGGUCUGCCGCAACGGCCUCCUACGGCGAGAUUUGGGGUCGGAGCUGGAGGCGUCCGAAUGCCAACGAUAUUUCUCCGGGAUCGAACAACUGGAGUCGGACCUGGCACACUACAGGAACCUCUUCGAUCCUCCCGCCCCCAGCGCGCCCGCUGCUCGCGGCGCCCCAAGGGCGAGCGCUGUACCACUGCGGCCGGGGCAGCUGGAGGCGUUGGAGGUGGUGCCCCUGCGAGGCGCCCUUGUGGAUGAUUUGGUCGUGGCUGGGGCAGGGGACUAUUUUGAGAAGCAGAUCAGGCCUCGGAAUGAGCUCGCCCGGUUCAGGGCCGGCGCUGGAUUCCACACGCUUCCGGUGAACCGCCGACCCAAAGAGACGCGGGCGACGCGGGCGACGCGGGCGACGCGGGCCGCGGCGGGGACGAGUCGACUCGCGCCGGACGACGCCGCGAGUCAUGGGACGAACCCUCCCUUCCGGCAGUGGAAAACCAUGGAACACUUCCUCCCAUUCGAUCGGGAUGGGAAGGUCGACUCAGGUGACGUGGUGGCGGCUCCGAUGGCACGACGCCCACGGGUGGAGGAAGUGUGUUUGCAGGACCUCCCCAAGCUCCAACCACGGGCAUCGCGGGAAGCCGCGGCCGACGCGGAUGCCGGCUCUUCACCUUUGCGGCACGGUGACGGGGCGUGGCGGCGCUCGCUGAAGGGCUUUCACGAGCGCUUCGUGGCCCAGGUGAAGCUCAGCCUUCGAGGAGCGGUUGAGGGGAUCGCACCUGUCGUGGUGUCCCAAGCGGCCAAGACGAGCUGA